Messenger RNA from Penaeus vannamei (Pacific white shrimp), 1004 nucleotides. The record is from RefSeq and is a predicted model, not a curated record. Lineage: Eukaryota; Metazoa; Arthropoda; Malacostraca; Decapoda; Penaeidae.
CGCUCACGACAGACGGCCAUCUGCGCGGGUCUCGGACGGGCGACACUUACAUCGCAGCGCCUGUUAUCUACCUAACGACCAAAAACCCGCAGCUGGAGCAAAUAACAUCUGCUCCUAUUUAAAGUAACUGUUUUUAUAUAAGUAAAUCAAGAAUUCCACCAAACAUGUCCUACAGAAGCAGCCGCAGGUCUCGCUCCCGUUCUCGUUCUCGCUCUCGCGACCGUGGUCGACGCGAUAGGGAUGACUGGGGCCGAGGUGGAGGGUAUGGUGGCAGCGGUGGAGGUGGGAGGCCGUCGCUGAAGGGAAGGCAGCCAGGAGAACGCCUGCGGAAGCCAAAGUGGGACCUGUCCAGACUUGCCCCCUUCGAGAAGAACUUUUACCAGCCCACACCUGUUGUUGUCAACCGACAGCCCUAUGAAGUGGAACAAUACAGAAAUGAAAAGGAAAUCACACUUAGAGGAAAGAACAUUCCCAACCCCAUUCAAUACUUCACUGACUACAAUUUCCCAGACUAUGUAAUGGCUGAAAUCCGUCGACAGGGCUAUGAAGCACCUACACCUAUUCAGGCACAAGGCUGGCCUAUUUCAUUACAAGGAAGGGACUUUGUUGGUAUUGCACAGACCGGCUCAGGAAAGACCCUGGGUUACAUUUUACCAGCCAUUGUUCACAUCAAUCACCAGCCAUAUUUGGAAAGGGGAGACGGCCCUAUUGCACUCAUUUUGGCUCCCACAAGAGAACUUGCCCAACAGAUCCUUACAGUUGCACAAGACUUCGGUUCAUCUUCAAAGAUCCGCUCCACAUGUGUGUUUGGUGGCGCACCUAAAGGACCACAGAUUCGAGACUUGGAACGAGGGGUUGAGAUCUGUAUUGCCACACCAGGACGUCUCAUUGAUUUCUUAGAAGCAGGAAAAACAAACCUUCGCCGUUGUACAUAUUUAGUACUUGAUGAGGCAGACCGCAUGUUGGACAUGGGCUUUGAACCCAAAUCAGAAAAAUUUUUGUAG